AUGGACACGCUCGAAGCGGCGCGCACGACAGCGAUCGGGAGCACGAACCCGAGUAGUCUGGAUGGCGCCAAGAGCUCGUGGAAGCUUAGUAAGGGUGAUGCGAUGGACGAUAACGGCGAGUGGUUGAAGCAGCACGAAGGCCGAGCCGGGCGGUCACUUUGGAAUUGGCAACGGCGGUCAUUUUUGGAACUCGCGACGGCGGGCGACGGUGACGAACUGGACGAACUGGACGAACUGGACGAACUGGACGGACGGCACGGACGGCGGCACUGGCAACAGACUGUUCACGGCGGCGUGGUGACUGGUGGCGAGUAG
Molecule: messenger RNA, 315 nt
Organism: Phytophthora nicotianae INRA-310
Lineage: Eukaryota; Oomycota; Peronosporomycetes; Peronosporales; Peronosporaceae
Exons: 2
Coding region: 1-315 (104 amino acids)
Source: RefSeq, a predicted model, not a curated record